Penicillium malachiteum is the source of this 189-nucleotide messenger RNA. RefSeq lists its product as uncharacterized. NCBI's taxonomy places the organism in Eukaryota, Fungi, Ascomycota, Eurotiomycetes, Eurotiales, Aspergillaceae. The transcript has a single exon. Bases 1 to 189 code for a protein of 62 amino acids. The record is from RefSeq and is a predicted model, not a curated record.
AUGUAUCAGCUGAUCCGUGAAUACUCCGAUCAGCGCGAGGCUAUGCUUGAAAUUAGGUCUCGAUGUGCCAGUCAUCGCCGUAUGAUCGUUAUUGUCAAGAAGAAUUUAGGGCUGGAGAGAAUUUGUCUUAUCGCCAAAAAGUGUAACGACCAGCCUCUGGAAUCGCUGGACUAUGCUUUGCAUACCUAG